Molecule: messenger RNA, 2631 nt
Organism: Arvicanthis niloticus (Nile rat)
Lineage: Eukaryota; Metazoa; Chordata; Mammalia; Rodentia; Muridae
Gene: Arl10
Product: ARF like GTPase 10
Molecular function (GO): GTP binding; GTPase activity
Source: RefSeq, a predicted model, not a curated record
UGGUGGGGUCGGACGGGUGGGCGCGGCCACAGCACCAUCUUCCACUGCAAGCUGGUCGGUCUUGCUCCCUGGCCAAAUGGCGCCGCGGCCACUGGGUCCCUUGGUGCUGGCUCUGGGUGGCGCCGCAGCCGUGCUGGGCUCGGUGCUCUUUAUCCUUUGGAAAGCUUACUUUGGCCGCGGCCGGGAGCGGCGCUGGGACCGGGGCGAGGCCUGGUGGGGCGCGGACACUACCCGCCUCCCUGAGUGGAACGAGUGGGAGACCGAGAACGAGGAAGAUGAGCCGGCAUUGGAGGAAAUGGAGCAGCGCGAAGUGCUGGUGUUGGGCUUGGAUGGCUCAGGGAAAAGCACGUUCCUGCGCAUGCUGGCCGGGAAGCCACCGGUGGAAGGCCACGUCCCCACCUGGGGCUUCAACUCUGUUCGGCUGCCUACCAAGAAUUUCGAGGUGGACCUGUUAGAGAUUGGUGGCAGCCAGAACCUGCGCUUCUACUGGAAGGAGUUUGUGAAUGAGGUGGACGUGCUGGUGUUCAUGCUGGAUUCAACUGAUCGCCUAAGGCUGCCCUGGGCUCGGCAGGAGCUGCAGAAACUGCUGGACAAGGACCCUGAUCUGCCUGUUGUGAUAGUGGCCAACAAGCAGGACCUGAGCGGGGCCAUGAGUAUGGUGGAGCUGCAGCAGGAGCUGGGCCUACUCUCUAGUGACAACCAGAGGGAGGUUUUUCUCUUGGCAGCCAGCAUUGCCCCUGCAGGAUCCGGCUUCGAGGAACCCGGCACUGUGCGCAUCUGGAAAUUGCUCUUGGAGCUUCUCUCCUAAGCUGGACCCACCUGCCUGCUGCCCAGCCUUGGAGACCACAGUUCUGCCUUCUCCUGCAUCUUUGUUGCUAGCUUAGGCUUUGGGCAGAAGCAUCAUAGCAAUGCUUCCUCUCUCCCUCAAGAGCAAGGCCAAAUCCAUGCAGAAGCCUUCCUGGUGAGGUGGACAUGGGGCUGAGGCAGGAAGGACAGUGACUGCCUCAGAGGCCAUAGUGUAACUAGCUCCGGCUUCCCUUGCCUUCCUGCAGACGCUCAGUGCUCCUUUCCUGCAAGCCCCACCAGUUGAAGAAGCAGUGUGGAGGUACUCCUGAGCCUUUGUCUCCCAUCUCACUAUUCACUCCUGGUGACAUCAUACAUUUUCCAUGGGGGAAGGUUCUGGGUAGAGCACAGCAUUCCUUGCUCCUAGCCCUCCAUUAUCCUCCAGCCCCUGCUCUCUCUGUGGCCUUGUGUUUCUGCCUUUCUAGCCCCCAGGCCAAUAAUGGAGGUGAUUUCCAUGGUUUUUUUCUAAAUGCCAUCCUGGCAAUGCCAAACCUGAAAACCUUAGCAGAGAAUCUUCUGAACAUUUCCCUGCUGUUAAGGCCUGGCCUUGCCAGCCUUUCUUGACCACAAAGUGCAGUUCACAUGGUAAAGGGUGGUUUUGCCCAGGUCUGAAGACAACCCGCUGCUUUUGUACUAACUGUGCCAACGCCCAUGUUUACAUAAGUCUAGAUAAGGAGCCUGAGUCUGGGAACAAGACUGGAGCUGGGGUGGGGGUGGCAGCCUCAGAAUGGUAUCUUAUUUAUUUAUUUAUGUAUUUAUCAAAGGAAUGGGCCAAAGUUCUAGAUUCUGUUUCUAGGUGCGGUAAUGGAAACCCUAGAAGAUUGUCAUAGAAAAUUUGAAGCUUUGAGAACUGUCUGGAAUCAUGAUCAAGACUAGGUAACCCUAUGGGUGUCAACGGAGACACAAACUGUAGCUUUCCCCUCCCCCAAACUGGCCUUGAGACCAUGACUGGAAGCAAGUACCUCAAGGAGACCUAGUACUCAUGGCCCAGGACUGGACAGGACUAGAAGAGCCAUCAGAAUGACUCCUUCUGUGCCCAUGGCAGGCACAUCACCAAGCCUUCUGGGAACAUUUAUUCGCCAGCCAAAAAACAGACUGAAAUUCUGUAUUCCCUGAAGUGAACAUUCCAAGACUGGUGAUCAGCUAAUGCAAAGCUGGUCUCCAUGGUGACAGGUGCAGGCAAACGAGCCUUUGGUCGGUGGAGAUACUGAAUGAGAACAGCACCUAUGGACUGUUGUUUUGAGACUGUCACUCUGUAGCUCAGGCUGGCCUUGACUUCAUGGCACUUGUCCUUCCUCAGCUUCCCAUGUGCUGGGAUUACAGAAAGCACUGUGCCAUCAUGCCUGGCUUUCAGUUUGCUUUUUGAGAAUACACUGUGUGCUGUGUUUGCCAAUUGCCCAACUGCCCAGGGAGUGGAAAGCCUCUGAGUUGAAGUAAGCACAAUCAGAAGGGGCAUGCUAUGCCUUUGGACUCCAGCCCAUGAGAAUGGAAUUACUACAGGAUAAAUCACUCUCAUUAGAAGUGAUUUUUCUGCUUUUGUAUUAAAUAUUUAAGGAAGGACUAGGAUUUUAGAGUAUUUGAAAUUUUCUUGGACACCGUAUGUCUAUUCUGAGGGUUCCACCUCAUUCUCCAGUGCUAAAGCUUAACUCACGACAGGACUUGUUGAGAGGAUUCCUUUUUCCUAACUGAAAGACCUUUGUCUAAUGAGUUUCAUCAUGUACAAUUGUCAUACUGUCCCAAGGUGUGUGUGUUGGGGGGGGGGAUUUAAGAAUAAAGAAUUUCACUGUG